UUUUACCUACCUUAAUACUCGCAACUUAUUUUCUCAUUAGAUGCUUUUCUAUGUUUUAUUAUUUCCCUUUGUGUUUUUAUAUCUUUAUGGUAGGAAAUUGUUGAUUUAAUAACAACUAAAAAACCCCACAUUUUUUUUUGUCUUGUGUCAUUUUAACGUUUGCUCGUUUUCUUUCUUUCUCAGUUGAAUGGUUAAUUAGUGUGUGUAUUUCAUCUAUUAGAUUACAUGGCAUGCAUGAGAAUUGGCUCUAAAUCUGACUCUUUGCGUCGUGAAGGCCAAACUUGGAUUUGUUCAUCUGGUCUUGCAAGUGAUGUUACCAUAGAUAUCGGAGAUAUAUCAUUUUACUUACACAAGUUUCCCUUGAUCUCAAGAAGUGGGCUGCUAGAGAAGCUUAUUGGAGAGUUUACAAGUGAGGAUGGAUCAAGCUGCAUCGUCAGACUCGAUGAAGUACCUGGUGGAUCCAAAGCAUUUGAACUUGUUGCCAAAUUUUGUUAUGGAAUGAAGCUUGAGAUUAAUCCCUCCAACGUAGUCUCUCUACGUUGUGCAGGAGAAUACCUCGAAAUGACUGAAGAAUAUGGGGAGGGCAAUCUCAUUGCCCAAACUGAGGCCUUUUUUAGUGAAGUAUUCAGCAGCUGGACAGACUCGAUGCAAGCUCUUGUAACGUGUGAAGAAGUUCUUGAGCAAGCAGAGGAAGCUCAUGUUGUUUCAAGGUGCAUAAAUUCAUUGGCGAUUAAAGCAUGUUCGGAUCCAAGCUUGUUUGGAUGGCCAGUUAGUGGACAAAGUAAGAACUCCAAAGAGAAGUCUUUAUGGAACGGGAUUUCUUCAGGGAGUAAAUCACAGAUUACUACUGCUGAUGAUUGGUGGUAUGAGGAUGUAUCUUCUCUUAGUUUUUCACUUUAUAAGAGGCUUAUUAAAGCUGUUGAAGCAAGGGGGAUGAAACCCGAAAGAGUUUCAGGUUCAAUUAUGUUUUAUGCAAGGACUAAUAUCCCUCUUUUGAAUAAGCAAGCUGAAAAGGAUACUACCAAGCAAGGAUCAGAGGCUUCAACUGCUCUGUUGUCUGAAGUUGACCAAGGGAACCUUCUUGAAGAUAUCGUAAAUCUACUUCCUACUCAAAAAGGCGUCACACCAACCAAAUUUCUGCUAAGGCUACUGAAAACUGCUAUGAACUUACAUUGCAAUCCGCCCUGCUUGGAAAACUUGGAGAAAAGAGUAGGAGUUCAAUUAGACCAAGCCACAUUGGUAGAUUUGCUUAUUCCAAACACAGGGUUUGCGUUAGAAACAUUGUAUGAUAUUGAUUGUGUUCAGAGGAUUGCCGAUCAUUUCAUGAAAAUGCAGUUAGGCGUGUCUGGAACAUCUUCUCCUAUAACAGCAGAAGAUGGUGUGCAGUUGAUAAAUGCAUCUGAAUCUAUUGCUUCCAUGACUUUGGUGGCCGAACUAAUUGAUUCUUACCUUGCUGAGGUUGCCCCUGAUGUCAAUGUUAAGGCUCCCAAAUUCCAAGCUCUUGCUGCUGUGAUCCCUGAUUAUGCAAGGCCUAGAUAUGAUGCUUUCUACCAUGCCGUUGAUAUCUAUCUUAAGGCACAUCCGUGGCUCACAGAGUCCGAGAGGGAGCAAAUUUGCAGGUUAAUGAAUUGUCAGAAGCUGUCACUAGAAGCCAGUACUCAUGCAGCACAAAAUGAGCGGUUGCCACUUCGGAUGGUAGUCCAAGUCCUUUUCUUUGAACAACUAAGGCUUCGAACUCAGAUCUCUGGAUGGUUUUUCUUGUCUGAUAAUCUUGAUAGCUCGCAAAAUAGAGAUCAGGAUGAGAUUGUGGAUCAGGAUCGAGCUUUAGUGGUUGCUGGUGAUGUGAGGAAUCGAGUUUCUGAGCUUGAGAAGGAAUAUCAAACUAUGAAAAAAGAGAUACAGAAAAUGACGAAGACGAAGAAAAAAUGGAGCAUAUUUUCUAAAAUGUUUGCCAGACCUAAACCGCGUGCUCAGUUAAUCCAGCCAAAAUCUGGGCUCACAAAAGUGCAACAAUCAUCUCUUCUCAAAACCCAAGAGUUGGAGAAUACAAAGUUUACAGAUUUAGAUGGAACAAAUCAAAAUUAGAAGGGUAAUGAUUUUGUGUUUGCUUCUCAUUUUCUUUUGGGUAAUUUAGUUUUAAAGACUCCUAUGUUCUACAUUUUCUUGUUAGAAAGGUUCUUUUGUGUUGCCGAAUUCGAUAUUCAUGACUUUUUUCUAUCUAGUUCAUUGUAAUGUAAGUCAUUGCGUAACUGAUUUACCUACACUGCUUCUUCUCCCUAAAUUUUCGAGCAAG
Chenopodium quinoa (quinoa) is the source of this 2293-nucleotide messenger RNA. Its product is annotated as BTB/POZ domain-containing protein At5g03250-like. The record is from RefSeq and is a predicted model, not a curated record. Gene Ontology annotation, molecular function: protein binding. The coding region runs from base 226 to 2085 and encodes 619 amino acids. Lineage: Eukaryota; Viridiplantae; Streptophyta; Magnoliopsida; Caryophyllales; Amaranthaceae. The transcript has 4 exons.